AGUAAAAUUAGGCAGCUACCGACAAUAGGGCUGAGAAAAUCACUUUAUGGUAUUAGCCAAACCCAUUCCAAAUUUCCCUUUUUCAUCUCUUGUGGAGUGUCUGUCAUCCAUUUUCUUUUCCCUCUUCUGAUUCCAGGUUUUUGAUUCUUGGUUUGUGGAUAUGGAUUAUACGACAGGUGAAUCAUUGGAUGCUUUGCAUUCAGCAGAUAUGAAUUCUGACUCUGGUGAUUUUGAAUGCAAUAUCUGUUUUGAAUUAGCUCAAGAUCCUAUUGUAACUCUUUGUGGACACCUUUAUUGUUGGCCAUGUCUUUACGAAUGGUUACAAGUUCAUUCACAUUCCCACGAGUGUCCAAUAUGUAAGGCUCUCAUAGAAGAGCACAAGUUGGUUCCAAUAUAUGGACGAGGCAAAGCAAGUUCUGACCCAAGAUCUCGGUUAAGACCAGGAAUCAAUAUUCCUAAACGUCCAGUAGGGCAGAGACCUCAAACCGCUCCAGCUGUAGAUAUGGACUACCUCCGACAUGAUGAAUAUGAUUCCAUAGGGGGGCUCAUGUCCAUGCCCAUGCCGAGUGCAAGGUUUGAAAACUCAACAUUAUCUGUUCUUGUUGGAGCUAUUUCAGCUUUGUUUAGUCUUAAUAAUGUACAUGGAUUUCAUGAUGCUACUGUUUAUGGGGCGACUAGCGGAGUUCCAUACCUCUUUUCUGGUUCAUUUCACGGAGGUUAUGCUCAUGGUUUCCAUCACUCUAACCACCUAGAUUGGACAAAGUUCUUUAUGAAGGUGCUUUUCUUGAUCGUCGGUUUCCUCUUAAUUGUUUCCCUAAUUUCAUAAAUAUAUAAGUGUAUACCCUAUAGUGUGCUAAACCUGCAUAUGUGUAGUAAACCAGUGCAACUUUCUUGCACGUCGUUAGGAUUUAGGAUUAUGUAUUUACUGGUAUUAAUUAGAGCUAGUCUCUACACCAUGUUUUCCCUCUCCAAUAAAAAGAUGGUGGUAGCUUCUCCUU
Solanum stenotomum is the source of this 998-nucleotide messenger RNA. RefSeq lists its product as uncharacterized. Gene Ontology annotation, biological process: ubiquitin-dependent protein catabolic process. The transcript has 2 exons. Gene Ontology annotation, molecular function: ubiquitin protein ligase activity; ubiquitin-like protein conjugating enzyme binding. The coding region runs from base 161 to 826 and encodes 221 amino acids. Gene Ontology annotation, cellular component: endoplasmic reticulum. The record is from RefSeq and is a predicted model, not a curated record. Lineage: Eukaryota; Viridiplantae; Streptophyta; Magnoliopsida; Solanales; Solanaceae.